AUGUAUUUUAACAAGGCGUUAGACAGUGAUAUAUAUUUUAACAAGGCAUUAGACAGGGAUAUGUAUUUUAACAAGGCAUUAGACAGAGAUAUGUAUUUUAACAAGGCAUUAGACAGAGAUAUGUAUUUUAACAAGGCAUUAGACAGAGAUAUGUAUUUUAACAAGACAUUAGACAGUGAUAUGUAUUUUAACAAGGCAUUAGACAGUGAUAUGUAUUUUAACAAGGCAUUAGACAGUGAUAUGUAUUUUAACAAGGCAUUAGACAGGGAUAUGUAUUUUAACAAGGCAUUAGACAGUGAUAUGUAUUUUAACAAGGCAUUAGACAGUGAAAUGUAUUUUAACAAGGCAUUAGACAGUGAUAUGUAUUUUUACAAGGCAUUAGACAGUGAUAUGUAUUUUAACAAGGCAUUAGACAGUGAUAUGUAUUUUUACAAGGCAUUAGACAGGGGUAUGUAUUUUAACAAGGCAUUAGACAGGGAUAUGAAUUUUAAAAGGCAUUAG
Candidula unifasciata is the source of this 501-nucleotide messenger RNA. The record is from the annotation of a GenBank genome assembly. Lineage: Eukaryota; Metazoa; Mollusca; Gastropoda; Stylommatophora; Geomitridae.